This is a messenger RNA of Globicephala melas (long-finned pilot whale), 2548 nucleotides long. RefSeq names its product engrailed homeobox 2 (gene EN2). The record is from RefSeq and is a predicted model, not a curated record. Gene Ontology annotation, biological process: neuron differentiation; regulation of transcription by RNA polymerase II; multicellular organism development. NCBI's taxonomy places the organism in Eukaryota, Metazoa, Chordata, Mammalia, Artiodactyla, Delphinidae. Gene Ontology annotation, cellular component: nucleus. Gene Ontology annotation, molecular function: RNA polymerase II cis-regulatory region sequence-specific DNA binding; DNA-binding transcription factor activity, RNA polymerase II-specific.
GGCGGCGGCGGCCCGAGUGGGCCCCGGCGGGCGUGAGCGCGGGGGAGCGCGCUGCCUGCAUGCGCGGAGUUUUAGUCCCGGGCGGCCGCCGUGGCAGCGCCGGAACGGAGGCAGCCGGACGUGGAGAGGAGCGCGGAGCCCGGAGGCGCCCCGGGUCCACGCUGGACCAUUGUGACUGUCUAGCGCCCGGGUGCGCUGCGAAGACGAGGACCGGACUCUUUUGAAUCUCCCGGCAUCUGGGCGCGGGGCGACUCUUGGUAUUUUCUAACUCAACUCGUGGAUUGGAACGUGGCUCCGCUCUGAGCGCGGCCGGCGACUUGUAGGAGCCCAGCCCUGGCUGUGGCCGCCGCGCACGCCCUCGGAAGACUCGGCGGGGUAGGGGCACGGGCUGGCCGCGAGAGUCUCCGCGUGCAGAGCGAGCGGGCCGAGCGAGGGCUGAUUGGAGGGACUCCCCGGAGAAGCGAUUUGGGAUUUGUUGCCAACAGCAUGGAGGAGAAUGACCCCAAGCCCAGCGAAGCGGCGGCGGCGGCGGUGGCGGUGGAGGGGCAGCGGCAGCCGGAAUCCAGCCCCAGCGGCGGCUCGGGCGGCGGCGGCAGCAGCCCGGGCGACGCGGACACUGGCCGCCGGCGGGCUCUGAUGCUGCCCGCGGUCCUGCAGGCGCCGGGCAACCACCAGCAUCCACACCGCAUUACCAACUUCUUCAUCGACAACAUCCUGCGGCCCGAGUUCGGCCGGAGAAAGGACGCGGGGACGUGCUGUGCCGGCUCCGGAAGAGGCAGAGGCGGCGGAGGCGGCGGCGAAGGCGGCGCGGGCGGCGCGGAGGGAAGCGGCGGCGCGGGCGGCGCCGAGCAGCUCCUGGGGUCGAGCCGGGAGCCCCGGCAGAACGCGCCGGGUGCGCCGGGUGCGGGCGGACCGCUGCCCGGCGGUGGCGGCGGCGACUCUUCGGGUGACGGCGAAGGCGGCUCCAAGGCGCUCUCGCUGCACAGCGGCGCCAAGAAAGGCGGAGACCCCGGGGGCCCCCUGGACGGGGCGCUCAAGGCCCGCGGCUUGGGCGGCGGCGACCUGUCUGUGAGCUCGGACUCGGACAGUUCGCAGGCCAGCGCCAACCUGGGUGCGCAGCCCAUGCUUUGGCCGGCUUGGGUCUACUGCACGCGCUACUCGGACCGACCUUCUUCAGGUCCCAGGUCUCGCAAACCAAAGAAGAAGAACCCCAACAAAGAGGACAAGCGGCCCCGCACGGCCUUCACGGCGGAGCAACUGCAGAGGCUCAAGGCCGAGUUCCAGACCAACAGGUACCUGACGGAGCAGCGGCGCCAGAGCCUGGCCCAGGAGCUCAGCCUCAACGAGUCACAGAUCAAGAUUUGGUUCCAGAACAAGCGCGCCAAGAUCAAGAAGGCCACGGGCAACAAGAACACGCUGGCCGUGCACCUCAUGGCGCAGGGCCUGUACAACCACUCCACCACCGCCAAGGAGGGCAAGUCGGACAGUGAGUAGGGGGCGGGCUCCAAGCCCAGUCUCAGUCCGAGCUAAACAAUGCAAUAAUUUCAAAUCAUAAAUAAAGGGCCAGUGUAUAAAGAUUAUACCAGCAUUAAUAGUGAAAAUACCGUGUAUUAGCUAUGGUUCUGCAAUAUUCUCUGUAUAUAUAAUUUACAGGAGGUGUAAAAUCCAAAAUAUCUGACUAUAAAAUAUUUUUUGAGUUUUCUUAUGUUUAUGAGAUUAUGCUAAUUUUACGAUUUUUUUUUUUUUGCGAAGGAGGCUGCGUAGGGUUUCAUCUUUUUUAAUCCCCUAAGUUCCAUUAUGGGACAUCGGACACUUUUUUUCUUUUUUUUAAUUUCAAAAGAAGAAAAAAAUUAAAACAACUUGCUGAAGUCCAAAGAUUUUUAUUGCUGCAUUUCACACGACUGUGAACCGAAUAAAUAGCUCCUACUUGGUCUAUGAGUUCUGCCACUUUGUUCGUGUGGGCUUGGUGAGGGCAGCAGGAGGGGCCGCAUCCCCGGCCUCGGCCUCGCCGUCCGGCAGUCGGCGGCGAAAGGGCCCUGGCGGGGCGGCGGCUGGAGGCUCGGCCCCCACCCCCCACCCCCCACCCCCGCCCUCUCCCGCAUCGCGCCUGGACGUGCCGGGCUGCCUGGGCCGAGGGGCCCACGGCCGGCUCCCCCGUCCCCGCCUCCUGCCUUCCCUCCCGGUCCUCCGGGUCCCCCUCCUCGCCGAGGCCUGGCCCGCGCCUCCCUGCGUGCUUCCGUCUGCGUCUGUGUCUCUGUCCCCAGUCCAGCUGCGCGCCUCCCACCUCCGGGCACCCGCUCCGGGGCUCAGGGCCGAGGGGCCGGGUAUGUGGCCGGAAGCCCGCGGGCGGUGAGGCCGCCCCACCCCUCCGGGCCUGGGCCCAGAGACUCCCCUGCGGCUCCGUCAGCUGCCCAGGGGCCGCGUGGGCCCCAGAAACGCGGCCGAGGUCCACUGCCUCGUCUCUGGCCGGCAGAGGCCUGGAGAGGGAACUGGCAUUUCCUCCCUUCCUUUUUUCUUCUCUUUCUUUCUUUUCUUUUCUUUCCUUUUU